GGCUGUCUCACCCACUGAUGGCACUCCUGGGCUCUGUGCACUCCAACCUCAUUCCAGAGGAAGAAGAAAUCCCUGAGAGAGCCCUUUAUAGUGUCCACCGAGCUGAUGGCAAUGAAGACGAGAGGGUUGUGUCCAAGUUGCAGCGCAGGCACAGUGACGUGAAAGUUUACAAGGAAUUUUGUGACUUUUAUGCAAAAUUCAACAUGGCCAAUGCGCUGGCCAAUGCCUCCUGUGAGCGCUGUAAAGGGGGCUUUGCGGCUGCUGAGAAGAUCGUGAACAGUAACGGGGAGCUGUACCAUGAGCAGUGCUUCGUGUGUGCUCAGUGCUUCCAGCAGUUCCCAGAAGGGCUGUUCUAUGAGUUUGAAGGAAGAAAGUACUGUGAACAUGAUUUUCAGAUGCUAUUUGCUCCUUGCUGUCAUCAGUGUGGGGAGUUCAUCAUUGGCCGAGUCAUCAAAGCCAUGAACAACAGCUGGCAUCCUGAAUGUUUCCGUUGUGACCUUUGCCAGGAAAUCCUGGCAGAUAUUGGCUUUGUCAAGAAUGCUGGAAGACAUCUGUGUCGCCCUUGUCAUAACCGUGAGAAGGCGAGAGGCCUUGGGAAAUACAUCUGCCAGAAGUGCCAUGCCAUCAUUGACGAACAGCCUCUGAUAUUCAAGAAUGACCCAUACCACCCAGACCAUUUCAACUGUGCCAACUGCGGGAAGGAGCUGACGGCUGACGCCCGGGAGCUGAAAGGAGAGCUGUACUGCCUGCCGUGCCAUGAUAAGAUGGGCGUUCCCAUCUGCGGUGCCUGUCGCCGGCCCAUUGAAGGACGUGUGGUGAAUGCCAUGGGCAAGCAGUGGCACGUGGAGCAUUUCGUUUGUGCCAAGUGUGAAAAGCCAUUUCUUGGACAUCGCCAUUAUGAAAGAAAGGGCCUGGCCUAUUGUGAGACCCAUUAUAACCAGCUAUUUGGUGAUGUUUGCUUCCAUUGCAAUCGUGUUAUAGAAGGUGAUGUGGUCUCUGCUCUUAAUAAGGCCUGGUGUGUGAACUGUUUUGCCUGUUCUACCUGUAACACUAAAUUGACACUCAAGAAUAAAUUUGUGGAGUUUGACAUGAAGCCAGUCUGUAAGAAGUGCUAUGAAAAAUUUCCAUUGGAGUUGAAGAAAAGACUUAAGAAACUAGCUGAGACCUUAGGAAGAAAAUAACUUCAUUUUAUAUAUUUUUUUCAAUGUAAAGAUAAGAGAUUCCCAACAUUAUUUGAUUGAUCCAACCUUACUAAAGCUUUAUCUCAAGUUUGUAAUUAUUUAAAACAUGGUAAACAAGUUCAAAUCUUCAUGAAAUUAAAUUUUGCCUUUGUUAGUAACCCCUCUUAACUUGUUGACACUUCAUAGAAACAACACAUGGCUAAAUGCUGUUUUAAUUAAGGUUCAAAAAUUAAAUAUAACCUUUGAAAUGAAUCAGCUUUUAUAUGACUCAGAUAAAUUUAACAAUAUUGAACUUUAUAAUCAAAAGAAUAUUUAAACUACUACUGGAGGGAAUUUUGGGG
Molecule: messenger RNA, 1522 nt
Organism: Sorex fumeus (smoky shrew)
Lineage: Eukaryota; Metazoa; Chordata; Mammalia; Eulipotyphla; Soricidae
Gene: LIMS1
Product: LIM zinc finger domain containing 1
Exons: 10
Coding region: 18-1181 (387 amino acids)
Biological process (GO): positive regulation of integrin-mediated signaling pathway; cell-cell adhesion; positive regulation of substrate adhesion-dependent cell spreading
Cellular component (GO): cell-cell junction; cytoplasm; focal adhesion
Source: RefSeq, a predicted model, not a curated record